Molecule: messenger RNA, 2208 nt
Organism: Trichomycterus rosablanca
Lineage: Eukaryota; Metazoa; Chordata; Actinopteri; Siluriformes; Trichomycteridae
Gene: med17
Product: mediator complex subunit 17
Exons: 13
Coding region: 101-2032 (643 amino acids)
Biological process (GO): regulation of transcription by RNA polymerase II
Cellular component (GO): core mediator complex; mediator complex
Molecular function (GO): transcription coregulator activity
Source: RefSeq, a predicted model, not a curated record
GCGACGAGGCAGAGUUAUUCGGGGUUUCAGUAGCUGGAUGGAAGCGUAAUAAAGAAGCUAAUUAUUUAAAUAUUUCAGAAGCCGAAUAAAUAAAAUCAGGAUGUCGGGAGGACCCGCAGUAUCUGUGAGCAUCGAGUCGUCAUGUGAGCGGCAGGUACAGGAGGUUUCCCUGGAUGGAGUGGAGACGUACGUGCCCCCGCUUUCCAUGUCCCAAAACCUUGCGAAGCUCGCACAGCGCAUUGACUUCGGUCAGGACUCUGACUCAGAAGAGGUAGACCCGAACGGGGAAAUCAGAGAGUCUGAGUGGAACAAGCUGAACCCACAGGAGGAGGAAGGCUCGGUGAAGUUCCAGCCGAGUUUGUGGCCGUGGGACUCGGUGAGAAACCAACUACGCGGCGCUCUGACUGAGAUGUGUGUGCUUCAUGACAUGCUUAGUGUCAUCAAGGAAAAGAAGUACAUGGCUCUCGACCCAGUAUCCCAGGACCCUGCCGCUACCAAGACCCCUCAAGUCUUUCAGCUGAUCAGUAAGAAGAAGUCUUUGGCUACUGCAGCCCAGUUGCUGCUGAAGGGGGCUGAAAAGCUGUCCAAGUCUGUGGCAGAGACCCAGGAGCAGCGGCGUCAGCGGGACUUCAACGCGGAACUGCUUCACCUUCGCUCGCAGUGGAAGCUGCGCAAAGUCGGAGACAAAAUACUGGGAGACCUGAGCUACCGCAGCGCAGGAUCUUUGUUCGCCCAUCACGGUACCUUCGAGGUCAUUAAAAACACAGACAUUGAUUUGGAUAAGAAAAUCCCAGAUGAUUACUGUCCUCUCAGAGUCCAGAUUCCCAGUGACCUAGAGGGCUCAGCUUAUAUUAAGGUUUCCAUUCAAAAACAAUCCCCUGAUAUCGGAGACCUGGGAACAGUCAACCUCUUCAGAAGACAACCCAAAGCUAAGCCAGGUUCCCAUUCAUGGCAUCUAAAGCUGGAAGCCGCUCAGAAUGUGCUGCUGUGUAAGGAGAUCUUCGCUCAGCUCUCUCGGGAGGCGGUGCAGAUAAAAUCACAUAUUCCACACAUUGUCGUCAAGAACCAGAUCAUCUCCCAGCCCUUUCCAGGACUUCAGCUCUCAAUCUCACUCUGCCACUCAACUACUGAGAAGAAGAACCAGAGAGCUUCACCUGACAAAACCAAGUCUGAUGACCAUCUUUAUGUGCUGGAGCACAACCUUCACCAGCUUAUUAGAGAGUUCCAUAAGCAGAACCUGAGCUCCUCUGUGAUCCCCCAUCCCGCCAGCGCUCCAUUCGCGUCAAAACGGUCGCGUCUGGCCGGACCGAUGGCCUACAACAAAGCCGAGAUCGGCUCUCUGCAGCAGUACGAGGGUUUGCUGGAGAAGAUCAUCAAACAAGCUAAACACAUCUUCCUUAGAAGCAGGACGGCACGGACCGUCGACAAUCUGGCAAGUCGUAUCGAAGAUCCUCAGAUUCAGGCUCACUGGUCCAAUAUUAACGACGUUUAUGAGUCGAGCGUCAAGGUUCUUAUCACCUCACAAGGCUAUGAGCAGAUCUGCAAAUCUAUUCAGUUACAGUUAAAUAUUGGAGUGGAGCAGAUCAAAGUUGUGCACAGAGAUGGUCGUGUUAUCACACUUUCUCAUCAGGAACAAGAGCUGCAAGACUUUUUACUCUCACAGAUGUCUCAGCAUCAGGUGCAUGCGGUACAGCAGUUGGCGAAGGUGAUGGGCUGGCACGUGCUGAGCUUCAGUAACCACGUGGGACUCGGAGCCAUCGAGAGCAUUGGCAACGCUUCUUCCAUUACCGUAGCUUCACACAAUGGAGCCUAUGCCAUCUCAGUACGAAACGGGCCUGAAAGCGGGUGUAAGGUCCUGGUUCAGUUUCCACGCUGCCAGGCUAAAGAUCUGCCAAAGACUGACGUGCUGCAGGAUGGAAAAUGGAGCCAUUUGCGAGGACCAUAUAAAGAAGUGCACUGGAGCAGGAUGGAAGGAAGGAACUUCGUCUACAAAAUAGAGCUUCUUAUGGCAGCUUUGACUCCCUGUCCAUAAAACCUGGAUCUCUAUGUUUAUAAUAAGCAUCUGUCUUUAUAUUUACAGUUCCAUUAGGGUAAUAUUUUUGUCGAUGUAAUUUUAUACUGUAUAGUGAUAUAUUGCUUACUUGUGCUUGUACUUGUGCUGAUUUUCAGUUUGUUUCCAAAGCUAAAAAAUAAACACGGUAAACUCUG